This is a messenger RNA of Knipowitschia caucasica, 1035 nucleotides long. The record is from the annotation of a GenBank genome assembly. Lineage: Eukaryota; Metazoa; Chordata; Actinopteri; Gobiiformes; Gobiidae.
AUGGACCCCGACCUGGACUCAUACCCCGGCUGGUUGGACGCCGAGCCCCAGGACCCGGCAUCUGGGGGGUCAGCAUCUGGCCCUCCCCCCGCACCAGCGGCCCCAAAGAAGAUUAAAGCUCACCACCCCCACCCGCAACUGGUCCAGAGAACCACCCGAGCCACGGCCCCCAUAGAUGGUCCCAGCCAUGCCCUCAUUACCCACCCAGCUCAGCCACACAUGAUCCCAACGAUCCCACCCACCCCGGCCAGCUGGACAAUGCCCUCCGUCGCUGUGGCAGGGGCAAAUGGGGAGACAUACAUCUACAGGCCCUGGCAGCCAGAAGAACUAAGAGACAUAGCCCGACACCUGCCCGAUCCAGUGCAGGACGGGCCACAUUUCGGGGUUGAAUUCGAAUUGUUUUGUCGUCAAUACAGGCCCUCGGCGUACGAAUGGCGCAGGCUCCUGGCCCACAGAAUGAAACCCUCAGACAUGGCCAAGAUAGAGCCGGUACUGGCAACAUGCCAGGCCAGCGCCAACCGGGUAAUGUACGAGGACAAUAUUGAUUAUUUGAGGGAACUGAAAGCAUUAACCAAGGCACUUGCAGAUUCUUUCCCCCCCCACAGAGACAUGCGAAAAGUGGACGGCUGCAGACAGGGGACAGAGGAAACCUUGGACUGCUAUCUGGAGCGACUUCAGGCCCUGUUCGAGAGACACAGCGCUUUGGCCAAGGGCUCCACGGAAUACGAGGUACACCUCUGCCACGCAAUCAUGAGGGGAAUCCGAGACGACGUGGCGGAAGGGGUCCGCACCUGCUACGUGGGGGGUCAACGUAACCCUGAGCUGAAAGAGGGCACAUGGCAAAAGAUUGCCGAAGCAAAAACAAAAAAUCACGUGGGAGGUUCGGUCCCCAAAACAAAGAUAAACGACAAAGUGAGCAGCCAGAGGAAAGUGAGCAGCCAGGGGAAUUCCCAGGGCAAAAAAGGAGGGGAGGAGAAUGGACCGGAGAAGGCCGUGGUCGUGGGUCUGGGGCCGAAUAUUAUGGUGACUGACUAG